Molecule: messenger RNA, 4186 nt
Organism: Xiphophorus couchianus (Monterrey platyfish)
Lineage: Eukaryota; Metazoa; Chordata; Actinopteri; Cyprinodontiformes; Poeciliidae
Product: zinc finger protein 845
Exons: 12
Coding region: 46-3993 (1315 amino acids)
Biological process (GO): regulation of transcription by RNA polymerase II
Molecular function (GO): RNA polymerase II cis-regulatory region sequence-specific DNA binding; DNA-binding transcription factor activity, RNA polymerase II-specific
Source: RefSeq, a predicted model, not a curated record
GAAGAACGCUGCUGCCUCGACAGCCAUAAAAAAAAAAAGUUUAAAAUGGCUGAUAGCUCCGUGUUUUAUUCCGAAGUGAAAUCCAUUUUAGAGACGCUCAUAAUGACAGCGGUCGAUGUUCUCGGAGUUUCAGACAAAGGAACCGAUAAAACGAGGCGGACUCUGAGAGGCCAGCCGGAUGUUGCUGCCAUGUUGAUCAGCGAGGCGGCCAGGAAGAUCAGCAGCAUUUUCUCGCAGCUCUCCUCGUCGCUUCUCGCUGAAAACCGCAAACUAAACGCACAGCUGGAGGCCGAACUGAAGAGCGCAGCUGAAGGUUUGCAAAACGCCCGGCUGUGGCGGGAGAACAUGCUGAACGGCGGUCCGGUGCUGCUGGAACAGAGCAGCACGGUGUUCCUCAAGAAGCCGCUUAUUAGACUGAAAAGAAAGAUGGACGAUGGAAAUCCUCCUGCAGCCUCUGCAGAGGUGGAAGACAUUGGAGAGACGAUGCAGAUGCCUUCGUCUCCUUCUGCUGAAGAAGACGCUGCUGAGGAUUUAGCUGCUCCAAAAAUCCCUGAACUGGAAAACUCUGAAUCCCAGAAGACGCAGGAAGCAGCGCUGAAGCCUAAAGGAAAGGAGUUUGUGUGUGAGCUCUGCAAGAAGAGGUUUAGCCGUCGGUUUCACCUGGCAAAGCACAUGAACACUCACAAGGAGCAGCGGCCGUUCGCCUGUGACCGCUGCCCCAGGAAGUUCAGGACUGCAGAAACUUUGGAGCAACACCUGCUGCGACACGAAGAGAAGAAACACGCUAGCUUCCAGUGCCAGCGCUGUGAGAAGUUGUUCAAGACAAAGAUGAAUCUGAAGACACAUCAGCUGGUCCACUCAGACCUCCGACCGUUUAGCUGCGGGACCUGUGGGAAGGCCUUCAAAACCAAGCACAACCUGCAGGCACAUCAGGUGGUACACCUGGCAGAGAAACCACACAAGUGUUCAGAGUGCGGGGAGAGUUUCAGAUGCGCCGUCAGCCUGCAGUGCCACCGUAGUGUCCACACUGGUGAGCAUCCCUUCACCUGCACGGCAUGCGGCAAAACCUUCUCCAGCAGGCGGUCGCUCCGGACGCAUCAGGCAGUCCACAGAGGGAAGGUGUUCACCUGCGAGACGUGUGGGGCGGGAUUCACCCUUCGACAGAACCUCCAGAGGCACAUCCGCAUUCACACAGGCGAGAAACCAUUCGCAUGCAAGGUAUGCGGGAGGCCCUUCAUGCAGGACAACAAGCUGAAGGCGCACAUGCUGCUCCACGGCGCUGCCAAGGCAUUCAUGUGCGACCUCUGCGGGAAGACGUUCCUGUACAACUGCCAGCUGAAGAAACACCAGAAAGCCGCACACGAGGAGAAGCAGGCGUCAAAGAGGCGAGGUCGGGAGAGAGGCGAGCGCAGGGUAAUCUACCGGCGGGACAAAACCAUGCUGGACAUGACGGCGUUCAGCUGUGGCACCUGCCGCAAAGGCUUUGACUCAGCUGCUUCGCUGCAGAGGCACGAGCUGAUCCAUGCCGGCGGCGCCGCACAGUAUGCCUGCGACCAAUGUGACAAGUCGUUUUUCUACAAAGCCACCUACGAGUACCACCGGAGGAUCCACUCCGGGGAGAGGCCGUUUGCGUGCGAUGUCUGUGGGAAGCGGUUCGUCAUCCGCCAGGCGCUCAAGUCCCACAGGCUGCAGCACUCUGGAGAGAAACCGCACAAGUGCGAGCAGUGCGGCAAGGACUUCCGUAUCUACACCAACUACCUGCGACACCGCCGUGUCCACACGGGGGAGAAGCCCUAUGAGUGCGAGGUGUGUGGGACUCGGUUCCGGCAGCUCGGACAUGUCAAGUUCCACAUGCAGGUCCACACAGGAGAGAGGCCAUACUCCUGCAGCAGCUGUGGGCUCGGCUUUUCAGACUCCAGGUUACUCAGGAAACAUAACUGCAGUGAGAAAACCAGGAAGAAGAAAAAAGAAGCUGUCUUGGUGUCACGCGUGGUUUCCACCCUAACAACAACAUUUCUGCACUGUUGUUGGAUAAACGUUGAACAAAACGGACAGAAACUUGUUGGACCGACCGAGCUCCACGUAAAUUUCCGCAACAUGUCCGAUUUAGAGGCGCGAGUCUGCGCCAUUUUGGACGUCAUGGUAACGGCCACCAUGUCAGAAAUGGACAAAGUUAUCGGCAGCUCGGAUCCCAACGAGGCUCCGGCUUGGACAGAAAAUAAACAAUCGUCCUGUUUGGAUCAGAAGGUGAUGCACUUCAACAUCCUCCUGGCGUCUCUGGCUCAGGAAGCCGUGGAGAAGAUCUGCCAGCUGUUUGAGGAAAGUUCGUCGGUGCUGCAUCUCGAAGUGUCCCAGGGCGCGGCAGAGAUCGAAGACCUGAAGACGAGGCUGAGGGAGGUGGAGAUGGACCUGAAGCUGGUGAUGGAGGGAAGCGCAGAGCUGGGAGGCCAGGAGGAAGUGACGGAGGAGCAGACGGAGGAGAGGAGAGAAGAAGAGGAAGGAUCCCCGGGGAAUCUGUGCAGAGUUUUUGGUGGUGAAAGCGGAGUGAGGAGGUCGCCUAUUAUUCACCUGUGGAAAAGCAGAACUUGUGAGUCUGUCUCCGGUCAGGACAGCAUCCAGUCGGUUUUACUGAAGCAGGAGAUCCUGAAGGCCUCGGGCAUUUCCGACCCGAACCGAAACGAUCCCGCCCAGGAAGACGGCCCAGACUACACGGUGGAGAUGGACGACUCGGUUUACACCAUCAGAGCUAAAGGCCUGGUGAAGCCCAGGUCGCGGGUGCGAGCGCCGAAGGAGAGCCGGGGUCAGAGGGAGUCGCCCCUGAGCUGCAGGCUCUGCAAGAAAACCUUCAGCAACCUGCUGCAGCUCAAAGCGCACCAGUCCAUUCACGGAGCGAGCAGCGACAAGCCCUUGGUCUGCUCCCAGUGUGGGCGGGGCUUCUCCUUCCAGCGCAGCCUCAGCGCUCACAUGCUGAUUCACAAGGAUGAGAGGCCUCACACUUGUGACGUUUGCGGGAAGGGUUUCACCUUGAAGCAGCUCUUGAGGAACCACCAGCGUCUCCACGGCGACGUGCGUCCGUUCUGCUGCGACCAAUGCGGCAAAAGUUUUUACAGAGCUCACGGCCUGAAGCUGCACCGGAGGGUCCACACCGGCGAGCGAUUGUACAACUGCCACUACUGUGACAAAGGCUUCACCAUACCGGGUAACCUGCAGCGUCACCUGCGCAUACACACCGGCGAAAAGCCGUACAAAUGCGACACCUGCGGCAAAAGCUUCAACCAGGCGGACACGCUGAAGGGCCACCAGCGACUGCACACCGGGGAGCGUCCCUUCAGUUGCGAGACCUGCGGGAAAUCUUUCAUCCAGAAGAACGCCUUGAAGAUGCACCAACGGACAUUUCACCUGGACGAGAGGAAACUCACCUGCGUCGCAUGCAACACCGUGGUGCCUUGCAUGGAGUCCCUACGCAAGCACACCCAGACGCACGCCAUGACCAUCCCGUGCAGCUGUGUGCACUGCGACCAGCGCCUGUGCACCAUCACGGAGCUGCGGGAACACCAGCAGCAGCACACGCUGGAGAGACCUCACUGCUGCAGGAUCUGUGGGAAGAGCUUCAAGUCGUCCAGCUACCUGAAGAUCCACCUGAAGGCGCACAGCGGCGAGCGGCCGUUCGCCUGCGAGAUCUGCGGACGUCUGUUCACGCAGCAAAGCAGCCUGAAAUCACAUCAGGUGGUCCACACCGGCGAGAAACCGUUCAGCUGUGACACCUGCGGGAAAUCUUUUGGCAACACGGGAAACCUGAAGAGGCAUCAGCGCAUCCACACGGGCGAAAAGCCGUUCAGCUGCGACAUCUGCGGCCGCUGCUUCAACCAGGGCAACAGCCUGAAGGCUCACCAGCAGAUCCACACCGGGGAGAAACCGUUCAUGUGCGACAGGUGUGGGAAGAGCUUCUCCUACCUGAGGAACCUCAAGGACCACAAGUGUUUCUACGUUUGAAACAACAGAUCAUCUGGUUCAGUUUGUGGAUGUGGAUUGACUCAGUUGCUGUUCAAAUGGAUUCAUAUCUGAACUUUUUUCCAAAGUUCUGGACAGUAGGUUGGAUGUUCGUUUGGCUUAUUUCUGAGUCUGUUGGGUCUUAAAAGAGCUGUAAAAAUAUUUUUUUGAUUUAAACAAUAAAGAAUGUGAUGAC